Dromiciops gliroides (monito del monte) is the source of this 2783-nucleotide messenger RNA. It is a transcript of the gene CBARP, whose product is annotated as CACN subunit beta associated regulatory protein. Gene Ontology annotation, biological process: negative regulation of voltage-gated calcium channel activity; negative regulation of calcium ion-dependent exocytosis. NCBI's taxonomy places the organism in Eukaryota, Metazoa, Chordata, Mammalia, Microbiotheria, Microbiotheriidae. Gene Ontology annotation, molecular function: transmembrane transporter binding. The record is from RefSeq and is a predicted model, not a curated record. Gene Ontology annotation, cellular component: plasma membrane; secretory granule.
AGGGGCAGGAGCCUGGCCAGGAGCUGCUGCUUCCCCAGCCAAAGCUGGGGUACGAUCGAGGGGGCACCGAAGAUCAACCCCAGGCGUGGAGUUCUCUCCAGCCGGGCCAGACCAUGAGCGAUGACUUAACUCCAUGGGACAACAUCACUGCCAGUCCCACGACGGUGUCCGGAUCGGUCAGCCCCCAGGAUGGCUCUGGGCUGCUUCUUGUCCUGCUUUCUGUUUUCAUUGGGGGGACACUGGUGGUGUUGUCAGGAGCCCUGAUCCUCUGCCGGCGCUGCUGGGAUGCCCACCGCAGGUACUCCAGAGCCAGCGAUGACCCAGAGAAAACCACCACCACCUACCUGGACGACUCCCAGCCUGCGCAAGACAUCACCAUCAAAGUGGACGACCCAGAAUGCCUGUCAUCUUCCAGUUACCGAGAUGUGGACACUGAGCGCUUCCUGGCCACUAGCUCCACAGGCCGAAGGGUCUCUUUCAAUGAGGCCGCCCUGUUUGAGCAGAGCAGGAAGGCCCAAGAAAAAGGACGGAGGUAUACCUUGACAGAGGGUGAUUUCCACCACCUCAAGAAUGCCCGUCUCACCCACCUCCACCUGCCCCCACUGAAGAUUGUCACCAUCCACGAGUGUGAUUCCAGUGAGAACAGUGUGGCCAUGACUCCCCGCCUGGUCUUGGGCUCCAAGACCAGUCUCUCCAUCUUCCAGCCCCGGGUCAGCGCCCCGGCCCCGAAGGCCCUCACCGGCCACUCCAUGUGCCCCAGCUCCGCCCUGCCAGGGGACCCCUACAACUCCACCGUGGACACAGCCAGCUUCGCGGAGGCCAGCCCAUCCUCGUCCACCGACUCUGGGGAGGGCACCUCGCUUGAUGCCGGUGCCAGGAGCUCCGUGGCAGGUGCUGUGGGGGGCAGGACAGGGGAGGCUGGGCCAGCUCCAGGCUCAGGCACCGUCCUGCAGUUCUUCACCAGACUCCGGCGACAUGCCAGUCUCGAGGGGGCCAGCCCCUACUUCAAGAUGAAGAAGUGGAAGCUUGAGGCUAGUCACCGGGCUUCCAGCUUGGACACCAGGGGCUCUCCCAAGCGCCAUCAGUUUCAGCGGCAGAGGGCAGCUAGUGAAAGCAUGGAGCAGGAGGACCGAGACCCCCACCAGACUGACAUUAUCCAGUACAUCGCCCACACGGAUGACGUGGCCUUCCAACCUCCGGCUGGCCCCACCAGCCCUCCACCCACUCUCGGCAGGCUAGAGCCCCCUGAGGGUGGUGGGUGCCACCGGAGGAGUCCUGAGUCCCCCCAGGAAAGAAGCAGCAGCAGCAGCAGCAGCAACGGGGUUGAGCAGCAGCAGCAGCAACAACAGCAGCAACAGCAGACCAUGUAUCGGGACAUCUGGAGCCUGCGGGCCUCUCUGGAGCUGUACGCCGCGGCGUCUGAUCAGAGCAGCGGCAACGAUCUAGACUCGGUCCGCAGCGGGGACAGCGGCGGGCUCGGCCGGCGCCGGCCCCGGGGCCCCCUCCCGCCGUCUCACGAGCUGGGCGACGCGGAAGCGGAGCGGGAGGCGGAGGCGGAGGCGCAGGCGGAUCGGGCCGGGCCCGGCCCGGGGGAAGGGGGCGAAGCGGGCCCCCGCAAACUGCUGCAGAUGGACAGCGGCUACGCGUCCAUCGAGGGCCCCGGGCGCGCCGGCGACGAGGCCGCCCCGGCCACGGCGUCCGAAAAGCGCUUCUGCUUCACCAGCGCCGGGCGCACGGGCACCGUGUUCGACAGCUUCGAGGCCGCGCUGGCGGCGGCCGAGGCCGAGGCCGGGGCCGGGCCGGAGGCCGAGCCCGAGGCGGAGGCCGAGGCGGAGGCCGAGCCGGAGCCGCGCGGCGCGCAGGGGCUGCUGCUGCUGCGGGCCUGGCCCCCGCACGGGCAGCUGCUCCUCCCGGCCCCCGCCGCCGCCGUCCCCGCCGCCGUCGGCCCCGGCCCCGGCCCCAGCCUCGGCCUGGCUCCCGCCCCGCUGCCCCGGCGCGACUACAGCAUCGACGAGAAGACCGACGCGCUCUUCCACGAGUUCGUGCGCCAUGACCCCCAGUUCGACGAGGGCCCGCGGCCGCGCCACCGCUCCCGAGCCCACGCGCGCAAGCAGUGGCAGAGGACGCGGCAGCACAGCGACCCCGGCGCCCGAGCCGCGCCCCCGCACGCCCCGCCGCCGCCGCUCCAGCCGGGGCCCCCGUCCCCGCUGCAGCCGCCGCCGUCCGCGCCCCACGUGGCCGCCGCGCCCGAGCGCCCGCGCGCCCCCUUGCGGCGCGGAGACAGCGGACCCCCGGACGCCCGCGCCUUCCACAGCCCCCUGCCCCGCAUCGUGAGCUCGGGCGACGAGGAGGCGAUCGACGAGCUGGGCCCGAGCUCGGGCUCCGGGCCGGCCCCGGGCCGCGCGCGCUCGCGCUCCCCGCCGGCGCCGCGGCCCGCGCCCAUCCAGGCCAUCGCCGAGGAGGAGCCCGACGCCCCGGGAGGCCCCGAGCUGCUGCUGGCGGACAAAGUGGCCGCGGGCCUCGAGGACCGCCUCUUCCCGGGCUGGCGGCAGAGGCCCGGGGACGGCGCCGAGCCCUCAGCCCACGGCCCUGCCCCGGUGGUGGCGGCGGCCGCGCCCACGUCCCCGGACCCCAGCCCGGCGUAGUGAGCACGAGGACGGACCAGGGGCGUCCGCCCCCCUCGGGCCGGGCCUGCCGGGACUCCGGAUCCCAGCGGCCUGGGACCCCCCCGCGGCGGCCGCGGAGCCGGCGGCAAAGGGGGAAGGUGCAGGCCGGCCCCCCAA